AUGCUGAGCCCCAAGAUGCAGAGAUCCGUGCGAGUGAAUGAGAACCAAGUGAUUAUGCUCUCCGAGCGAGCAUCGUACGAUCACUCAAUGCAUGGUUAUCUGCACAAAAGGACAGCUGAUAGCAACAAGUGGCAGCUCAGAUGGUUCAUCCUCUACCAAAAUCUCCUCUUCUACUAUGAGAACGAGGGCUCAGGCAGGCCGUCAGGCCUCAUCUUCCUGGAAGGAUGCUACUGCGAGCGCCUCGUCUCGGCUCCAUCCGGCCUGAGUGCUCCUGCGGGCGCUGCCACGACCACCAGCAGUCCGGGCUCCAAGUCCAGCAAAGAGGAGAAGCUCCAGCACUGCUUUUCCAUCCAGUAUCGGCGCGAGAAUCAGCGGCAAUAUGACUUGCGAGCCGCAUCUGAGUCUGAGGUCUCGGCAUGGAUUGUGGCCAUCAGAGAAGCGAGUUUCAAUAAGUUGCUGCUGCAGAAGGAGGAGCUGGAGCAGAAGCACGUUCACCUGCUUCAGGUGGUGGAGAGCGAGAAGACGGCAAAGUGGCAGUACACGCAGCAGUGCGAGGAGUUGGCAUCUGAGAUAAAAAAGCUCCGCGCCGAGAUCUGCACACUGCGUAAGGAGUGCCGCACCUCCGUGUCAGCCACCCCAGUUGGUCGUGGAAGCUUCAGCGCCGGCUGCGAAGCACCCGACGAGCACCCCACCCUCACGGGCCUGUGCGCCCAGGUGCAGGACUCCGUGGAGCUGCGGAAGAUAAAGAAGGUGCAAAGCUUCUUCCGUGGAUGGCUCUGUCGCCGACGAUGGAAGCAAAUUGUGGAGGAGUACAUUAAAUCGCCGCACGCGGAGAGCAUGAGGAAGAGGAACAGCCUCGUCUUCUCCAUGGUCGAGGCCGAGGAGGAAUAUAUGGAACAAUUGGAAGUCCUCGUCUCCUGCUUCCUGCGUCCCUUCAAGAUGGCAGCCAGCUCCAAAAGACCGCCGUGCUCUCACGAAGAUGUCAAUUCCAUCUUCCUGAACUCUGAGACGGUCCUUUUCCUCCACCAGAUCUUCCUCAAAGGACUCACAUCGCGUCUGGAAUCCUGGCCAACACUUGUUCUCGGAGACCUCUUCGACAUGCUCCUGCCGAUGCUGAGCAUCUAUCAGGAGUACGUCCGGAACCAUCACUACUCCCUGCAAGUGUUGACCGAGUGCAAGAGCAAUCCGGCCUUCGCCACCGUCCUCAAGCGUCUGGAGGCGAAGCCAGUGUGCCAAGGACGGAGUCUCGAGACAUUCCUCACAUAUCCCAUGCACCAGAUUCCGCGCUACAUCAUCACGCUGCACGAGCUUCUGGCCCACACGCCGCACGACCACGUGGAGCGGAAAAGUCUGCAGAAUGCGCGGCAGCAGCUCGAGGACCUGUCGCGGCAGAUGCACGACGAGGUGUCCGAGACGGAGAACCUGCGCAAGAACCUCGCCGUGGAGCGAAUGAUUGUGGAGGGUUGUGAUAUUCUCUUGGACGUGAACCAGGUUUUUGUGCGACAGGGCAGCUUAGUCCAAGUGCCGCCGGGCCGAGGAAGGAUUCGGUCACGACUGGCGUCGUUCAAGAGUGAACGAGAAGCGGUAAGGCAGUGUUUCCUGUUCUCCAAUCACAUGAUUAUUGCCACUAGGACGUCCGGCGGGCGGCUCCAUCUGCUGCAGGACGUGGGGAAGAUUCCCCUGGCAGACGCCACCCUGGUCGAGGAUCCCAGUGACUCUGAGCGUGAGGACGAAGGCGACGCAUCCGUGUGCUCGGCCUCCAAUCAGGGCAGCUGCCUCAGUGUCAAUGACUCCGUGAAUGCAUCACACCGCGAUUUUAAGUUAAUUGUGGAGAACAAGACGGGCCUGCGCCACUGUAUCCACCUCGUGGCGCCGACAGUUCAGGACAAGGAGGCAUGGAUCAGCGACAUCUCGCAGUGCCUCGACAAUAUUCACAUGCACUCAAUGCUGUCGCCCGGUCUCGGCGGAUCCAUUGGAGGAUCGCUAGCUGCCCACCACGCUCUGCGGGCGGAUCCUCGCCUCUUCAAAGACGACGUCGAUAUCCGCUUCUCGCGCACGCUUAACUCUUGUAAGCUGCCCCAAGUGCGCUAUGCCACACCCGAGAGACUGCUGCAGCGUCUCACGGAUCUCAGAUUCCUCUCCAUUGACUUCCUCAACACUUUCCUGCUGACCUAUCGGGUCUUCACGGACGGUGAGACGGUGCUAAAUGCCCUCAAGAAGGUCUUCUACGACCCGCCCACCGAUCCGCAGUGCGACUGCGAGCCCCAGACAGAUUUCCUGGACAUCCCGGGCGCCUAUGAUGGCAGAGUAUCGCCACGGCGCACCUCGGGAGCCUCUUCCGUGUCCGGAUACUGCUCAGAGGGCGCGGACAGAGAUCGCUCGAUGAGCGGAGACUCGGCAGGACUGCGUCUCAAGGGCUCUCGCAGGAUGCUGCAGCAGCAAUCCACCCAGGAGGAGGGGCUCUCGUGGAUCCCCGAGGCCAGUGGCCCAGUCAUUGUGCACGAGCAAGAGAUGGAAGCAGCCGCAGCCGAGGCAGAGCCUCUGCCGCCGCCUCCACCGCCCGAGGAGAGUGCAAAUGUGACAAAUACCCAAGACGACGCCUUCCUGGCCAUACCACAAACCAUCGCCGCGUCCAGCAGCGCGGACACAAUCACCGAGACCACCGUUCUCAGCGGUCCUUCCUCCCCGUCGAACCUCAGCUCUGUGACCCUGGUGGGCUCCACGGGAUCCGGCGGUCAGGAGAAGACCGACGUGACGCCCACCGAGGGAAAUGUGCAGUUCAAAUACGGCAAGGCGCCGACGAGUCCUCUUCCCGAGAGGGUCAACAAGCGCAAAUUGAGUCAACAACGAGAGCGAGAGCCGAGCACAACAGCCUCCGAUGCAAUUCCUGUCAUCUCUCCACCCACCGUCACCACGACGCCCUGCAUCUCCACCCAGGCGUCCCACGAGGAGGUGCCGCGGAGCAAGGGCAGCUUCUCCGGCGCAGCGGGCGGCGGCCUGAAGGUGAAUCUCCUAAUGGACCGGAGACCCAGCGCCGGGGCGAACGUCAUCCCUCAGGCUGCCCUGUGUCAGCAUCGCUACAGUCUGCAGCUCAAUGGAGAUGGAGGAAUUUAUCGCGUAAGUGCUCCGCAUCAAUCUCAAGAGCGGCCCAUUAAUUGCGAUGGAUUGCAGGGCGAGAGAUCCAGUCCACGGAUGAUACAUCGAGUGCCCAAGACGCCUGAGAAGCAGAAGAAGAGCUUCUUUGGCACGCCUCAGCGAGAGCCUCCAAGGCGCUUCUCGGAGAGCGACGAUGACGCCUCGGCUUCCCUCUACACCACCCCCAGAGGAUCCUUGGGCGGAGCUUCCCUGGGCACGAUUUCCUCCAGAGCCUCAAUGCAGCACGAGCCCGUUGUCCACUGCUCCAGCAAGGCAGGCGUCGUGAUCACGUCGUAUCGUCCAUCGAAGCGCAGUAUGGGACCUGAUCCUCUUUGGAGCAGCACAUCGACGGCCGCGGCCGCUUUUGCCAUCGCCAUUUCCGGCUCCAGCAAUCCACGAGAUGAGCCUCCAGAAGUCGAGGCGCGAAAUCGCAAAGAGUCCGUCGUGAGUUCUCCGGCAACGAUGCGAGUUCUGAAUGUUCUCAGACAUUGGGUGUCGAAGCACUUCCAGGACUUCGAGCAGGACGCAGCGCUGCGCUCGCAGACUAUCGCCUUCCUGGACGACAUCACGUGCAGCCCGAAUCUCUUGCCGACGGAGCACAGAGCGGCGUCUCAAUUGCUGCGGCUUCUCUGUCGCGAGGACAUCGACUGCGGAAGGAAGCACCUCGAGACGCUCCUCACGCCGCCUCUGUCGCCCAGCAAGGAGAGCAUUGAGACUCUGUCGGCGCUGGAAAUCGCCGAACAGAUGACUUACCUGGAUCAUCAGAUCUUCCUGGCCAUCCGGAGCGAGGAAUUCCUCGGCCAGGCUUGGAUGAAGGCAGACAAGAAAUCCCGGGCGGAACACAUUAUCCAGAUGACGAAGAGGUUCAACGAUGGCUCGCGUUUGGUGUCAUCAGAAAUCAUAUCGAGAAGUAGCAUGGCAGCUCGAGUGGCAGCAAUUGAAAAGUGGACUGCUGUUGCUGAUAUCUGUCGUUGUCUGCACAAUUUCAAUGGUGUUUUGCAAAUCUGUGCAGCUUUCACCAACGCAGCGGUCUUUCGUCUCAAGAAGACGUGGGACAAAGUGCCAAAGACUAUCAAGCAGACGAACAUCAAACUGCAAGCUGUUGUCUGCUCGGAUGGACGCUUUCGGGCCAUGCGAGAAGUUUUGCAUCGAUGCGAUCCGCCGUGCAUUCCGUAUCUCGGCAUGUAUCUCACGGACUUGUCCUUCAUCGAGGAGGGCACGCCGGACUUCACGCCCGACGGUCUCUUAAACUUCUCCAAGAUGCGAAUGAUUGCACACGUCAUUCGGGAGAUUCGCCACUUCCAGCAAACGCCCUACAAGAUAGACCACAUCCCCAAAGUGACCAACUAUCUGCUGGACACAUCACUGCUGCUGGACGACGACGAGCUCUACUCGCGCUCGCUCCAGAUCGAGCCGCGCAGCUCGCGCCUGAGCGCGCCGAACACGGCGAAUGUCUAGCUAUAGGCCACCUUUCGUGUCUGCCAAUUCGCGCGGCGAUUUGACAGGCACUCCAGGUCGCUGGACAACCCUUUCUUAUGAACACACCGGCUGGACAUGCACUCAGCUUUUUGUACAUAGAAUCACACGAAUGCACAGCGACAAGACAUGCUUUGGUUCAGUUCUUUAGCUCCUUGAUUUCAUGUAUUUUGAGAUUUUGAAGCGUCUGUGAAGCGUCUCAAUUUGCGUCAUUAUUCUAAAGAUGAUAAAAGAACUCAAAGAUAUUUUUGAUGAAAAAAACAGAAAUUGAUGAAAAUAUGAGUAUAUUUUAAAGAAUGUUUUCAACUGCGUGACUUUCACGGCAAAUGAAAAAGAAAAAAAAGUAUAUUGCAAACUUAGAGGGAAAAUGCACUCAAAGUCAGGAGAGAGAGUCUUCAUUAUAAGGAUAAAGUAUUAUGCCAUAGUUGACUUGAAUGUUAUAUUGUAUUAAGGAUUCUUUAGCAAUGAAAUGUGCUGGUUCACACUUUCAUUUAAACGUUAGACAGAAGAGCAUGAAAUUUUGAUGAAUUAAAUGAAAAGUAUUUGCUGUUGAACUAUUUGAAAUAUUUAUCGAUAAAUAAUAUAGUUACUCUGUUAAUAUUGUAUUUAAACAUAUCAUCGUAGUGAUAUACAAACUGUCUGGCAAACAAUACCACCCACUUUUCCACCCCCUUGUGAUAUUCACCCCGUAAAACUUGGACGCUGAAUGGCUCGAGAACUUUCAAAAUAACUUGCAUUCUCAAUUGUUCGUUGGAAAUUGUACAAGAAAAUGUCACGAAAGUUUGCUAAUUUUUACCUCCAGUGCAGAAAAUGGCAGAACAACUUUAAAUGAGAGUAAUAUUAAUGACAAAAGAAAUGAGAAAUUUAAUUGCUGAUCCACAGCAAAUUCAACUUUCUCGCUUUUUAACUCUCUGCUAUGCAUGAAAAGAGACUUUCUAUCAGUGGAAAAUACAAAAUAUUUCCACAUUUUCUCAGAAUAUUUGCACAGGAAAAAAUUCACAAGAUAUGCGAAGGAGAAUUCUCAGAAAAUGUGACUCUCGAAAUGUACCUCUUGAGUCACAAUUGAAGAAAAGCUCUGUGUCCUCGUAACGGUUUCAAAGUAACUGAAUGGGAUUGUAAAAUGUGUAGAGCUUUUAAGGUUAAAAGAUAAAAUAUUAACAUUUUGCUGUAUUGUCUCAUAAGCACUUUUUUUGAUCUUUGUCACACUCUUGUGGAGAAGAAACGCCAAAACUUUUGCACGGAAAUGGAAAUAUUGAAAAGCCCCGCCCCUCUAAAUGCUCCGCCCACUUUUGAAGAAAAAAAAUAUUAAAAUUCGCUGUGUUUUGUAGUUCAGCGAGGAAAUUGCUGGAAAAUCAGCAGGAUUUAUAACUUUUUGCGAUAAAAAAGCUAUUAGACAUGGGAAAUCCUCUACAAGCUCGUCUACAAGCUAAUUUACCGCGCCUUAGAACCUCGUAAAGAUACAUCAAAGGGCGUAUCCGAAGUACAAAAACACCACAAAUCAGCAUGAAUAGUAAAUUUAUUCAUGCCUUUAAGACACUGUGUAGUUUUUCACAAGAAUUCUCUUAUGAAUCCCCUCAGGAAAAAUCCAAGGAAAGCAAAAAUCUUAUUCUUCAAUUGAUUUUAAACAGAGGAUUUUUAAUAUAAUUUAAUUUCCAUGAUUAUUUCGCAUGUAUAAUAUUGAAAAUCAACUGAAAAUGACAAAUUCUAUCCUGUGAUUCAAGACUCUUGAAGGUUUCUUCUGUAUUUUCCUGUACUUUUACUAGCAAUAAAUAUCCCACAUGUUGAGAAAUUGCACAAAAUCACCUUCUUGAAAUAGAUUACAAUUUAUCAUUAAUAAACAGAUUGUUUACGAGACAAUAAACAAUCUUGCAGAUGAGUGUGUAAAUUAAAUCCCUAUUGGUCAAUUUGUAAUUGAAUAAGUGGUGUAAAUAUAAUGCAACAUAUGUUAAUAAGUAUUGAAAAAAAACUAUAAUGAUAAUCCAAUGUAGUGAAAUAAAUUAAUUAUUCUCUCUUUUGGGCGUAUAAAUAUUACAGUCAGACAAAUUAUGUGUAUGUAAAAGGUGCAAAAAAAUGUUGAAAAACUUAAUAUAAUGCAAAGCAUUUGGGUUCUCGAGCGAUCAGUGUGAAACCACACUCUUCAUCACAUUAAUUUGAGUGCGAGGCAAAUUACCAUAUUUCGAGUACAUUUGCGCUGGGGUGAAUUAAUUGAAUCUCUGAAUUGUGUGUAUGUUUGAGAUUGCAGAUGAGAAUUCAAGUAAAUUGGAAUAUUUAAUUGUUUCAAUAUCACCAUAAAUGUGUACCACAAAAAAAAACGAUGUACUUAAAAGUCGUGUUCUUUUUUCCACUGACUCUAACAAUUUAUUUUCCUGCAGUUUAGAAGAGUAAACAGAAUAAACCCAUGUUGAAAUGUACAAGAAGAGGAGCUAAUAAUGAAAUUCUAUCCACGAUCUGUUGCUUGUUGACAAAAGGAUGUUUUAUGGAAGGGAAGAAAAUUUAUGAAAGCGCGAAAAUGUUACCAAAUAAUCCACACUUGACAAUCUCUUUAAUGCAGGAUGACUAUUUAGAUGGGAUAGGAAAUUAUUUAGCACUUGAUUGAAUUUAGGUACUUUGUAAGAAAGUGAGAAGAAUGCUUGUUAUUCCUAACAACAAACAGUCUAUCAAAAUUAUCAUGAAUUUCUGAGAAAUCUACAAAAUUUUCUCAUUAAAAUAGACAUUAAGAAUGUUGAGAAUCUUCCAAUCUAAUUAAAUCAAUUAAUAAUGUACAAUUCCAAGUCUGGAAAGUGUCUGAUAUUCCUCACCGGAAAAACCCAGGUGGCAAAGUGACAAUGGAAAUACUUACAGCAGAAGAUAUAUAAAUAAUGUAAUGCAGAAGUAAUAUGAAAUAUAAUGAUGAAAUUGUA
Molecule: messenger RNA, 7511 nt
Organism: Phlebotomus argentipes
Lineage: Eukaryota; Metazoa; Arthropoda; Insecta; Diptera; Psychodidae
Product: ras-specific guanine nucleotide-releasing factor 1-like
Exons: 23
Coding region: 1-4593 (1530 amino acids)
Biological process (GO): Ras protein signal transduction; positive regulation of GTPase activity
Cellular component (GO): plasma membrane
Molecular function (GO): protein binding; guanyl-nucleotide exchange factor activity
Source: RefSeq, a predicted model, not a curated record